AUGUCAGAAGAAACAAUUAUGUCCAUAAAUGAUCAGGCAAUUAAAAUUGAACCAUCAGAAUAUUCAGUAGAAGAUAUUAAACCCGAAGUUGAGGAUGAAUUUAAUGUUCUUGAUGAUAUUGUUAAAUCUGAAUCGUGUACUGAGGAUUAUGAAACUUGUUUAGAAAGGUUUAUGAAUUCCGAGGUGACUAUAAAAGAAGAAGUUAAACAGGAAUUAUUCGAGACAUCAGCUUAUAAAUGUGACAUUUGUAAUCGAUCAUUUGCCGAAUCACACCAAUUAGAAGAGCAUGUGGUCGAUCACAUUCCUAGUAAUAGCAAAGAAAGCCGAUUCGAAUGCAAAAUCUGUAAUAACACUUACGAACUAUCAGAAGGGUUAAAAUCACACAUGAAUACACAUUCUGAAGUCCAUCUUUUUCAAUGCAAAAUUUGCAGUCAUACAUUCAAAAAAUUGGACACUUUGAAAAGUCACAUGUUUAUUCACAGUGCAAAGAGUUUCCAUGAAUGCAAUAUAUGCAAUAAGACAUUCAAACAAAAAUGUGAUCUGAAAAGACACAUGCUCAUUCACAGUGGUGAGCGUGCCCAUGAAUGCAGUAUUUGCAAUAAGGCAUUUACACAAAAUUGUAAUCUGAAAAAACACAUGCUCAUUCACAGUGCGAAGAGUUUCCAUGAAUGCAGUAUAUGCAAUAAGACUUUCACCCGGUUAGAUAAUUUGAAAAAUCACUUGUUCACUCACAGUGAUGAGCGCCCCCAUGAAUGCAACAUAUGCAAUAAGACAUUCUCACAGAAAAGUUAUCUGAUAAGACACAUGCUCAUUCACAGUGGUGAGCACCACCAUGAAUGCAUUAUAUGCAAUAAGACAUUCAAACAAAAACGGAAUCUGAUAAGACACAUGCUCAUUCACAGUGGUGAGCGCCCCCAUGAAUGCAACAUAUGCCAUAAGACAUUCACACAAAUAGGUAGUUUGAAAAUUCACAUGCUAAUUCAUAGUGGUGAGAGCCCCCAUGAAUGCAUUAUAUGCAAUAAGACAUUCAAACAAAAAUGUGAUUUGAAAAGACACAUGGUCAUUCACAGUGGUAAGCACCCCCACCAAUGCAUUAUAUGCAAUAAGACAUUCAAACAAAAAUGUGAUCUGAAAAGACACAUGGUCAUUCACAGUGGUAAGCACCCCCAUGAAUGCAUUACAUGCAAUAAGACAUUCAAAAAAAAAUGGAAUCUGAUGAGACACAUGAUCAUUCACAGUGGUGAGCGCCCCCAUGAA
Messenger RNA from Ctenocephalides felis (cat flea), 1257 nucleotides. Its product is annotated as zinc finger protein OZF-like. Gene Ontology annotation, biological process: regulation of transcription by RNA polymerase II. Gene Ontology annotation, cellular component: nucleus. Gene Ontology annotation, molecular function: RNA polymerase II cis-regulatory region sequence-specific DNA binding; DNA-binding transcription factor activity, RNA polymerase II-specific. The annotation marks the transcript as partial. The record is from RefSeq and is a predicted model, not a curated record. Lineage: Eukaryota; Metazoa; Arthropoda; Insecta; Siphonaptera; Pulicidae. The transcript has a single exon.